AUGAGAGUGAGCGAGAUGAGAUGUGUGAAGCCCUAUAACUUAAUUUCCUCUUUAGGUCCUGUGAGAAUAUCAGAGAGUGAGCGAGAUGAGAUGUGUGAAGCCCUAGAACUUGAUUUCCUCUUUAGAUCCUGUGAGAAUCUGAUAUUCUUCUUUGUGAUUGAGAGCCCGAGACUUCUUUUUCUUCUUUGUUGCUGUCCGGGCACGGUUUGCAGCACUACGGGUCCAUUAGUUGUUGUCCGGGACUACCAGGAGCUGUUCGGGCUCUACCGAAAACUGUCCGAGACCUACCAACUGCUGCCAGAGCCUAUAGGGAGCUGUCGGGACCUGUUGGGAGUUGUCGGGACCUGCUGGGAGCUGCCAGGACGAACCUGCUGCUGUUUGGGGGAGGUGUGUGGAGGUUUCAACUUACGGGCAGCCUGGACUGUGGUGGUGCUCAGCCUGUACGCGGGGCGGAUGGAGGCGGCGGUGAGCCUGCCGCAGGAAGCCAGGCAGUUGAGGCGGCAGUUUUGCAACAACACGUGUGCGCCCGUGGAGCCGUUUGUUAGGCAUCAGGUGGAGCGUUGGUGGGGCCGAGAUAAGAACAUCACGGCCAAGCUGCUUAAGCUGCUCUAUGCUGAUUGCAUGGUUACCGGGUGCGACGGGUCGGUUCUUCUGGACGGGCCCCACACAGAGAAAAAAGCUCCACAGAACGCGGGUUUGGAUGGUUUUGUACUGAUAGACAAGAUAAAGAAGGUGCUUGAAGAUCCAUGUCCUAAAACAGUAUCUUGUGCUGACAUUCUUUACUCUCGCUGCUCGAGAUGCUCUUCACUUGGCAGGUGCCCAUCUUACCCAGUGCUGCUGGGAAGAAGAGAUGGAAUGGACUCAAAAGCAUCCUCGGUCGAUCUCCCAUUGCCUUCAAUUUCUUCGACACAAGGCUUGGCUUACUUCCAAUCCAAGGGCUUUGAUUCACAAGAUUAUGCUACACUUCUAGGUCAAAAUCUCUAA
Messenger RNA from Striga hermonthica, 984 nucleotides. The record is from the annotation of a GenBank genome assembly. NCBI's taxonomy places the organism in Eukaryota, Viridiplantae, Streptophyta, Magnoliopsida, Lamiales, Orobanchaceae.